Molecule: messenger RNA, 606 nt
Organism: Symbiodinium necroappetens
Lineage: Eukaryota; Dinophyceae; Suessiales; Symbiodiniaceae
Source: the annotation of a GenBank genome assembly
AUGAGCGGCUCCGUGCCCCCCAACUUCCUCUUCGACUGGAAGAACAGCCUGGCCUCCGUGAAGAAUACCUUCAUUCACGUAGACGAUGGCGAGCUUGAGUGGUGGGAUCCCACGCGCCCACUCCGACGCACCACAAGCUGCCCAGGUCUCCUUCAGACCCCCAUCGAGGCCGAGGCCGAGAAAGAAACUUCAGAAGCUUCCAGGCUCCAACCUGUGCUUCCGAAAGCGGGCUUCCUCCCGUGGGAGGACUCUACGGAUGUGGGAGAAAGAUCGGCAUCAAAGGACACUAAAGACUCGACACGGAUGGAGGAGGCCUCGAUGUUUGAGCGGAACAUGCUGCUUCACCAGCUCGGCAACUGCAAGCCGUGCUCCUACUACUACUUCAAAGAUGAUGGUUGUCGAAACGGUGAUAGCUGUGAGUUCUGCCACUUCUGCUCUCCGGCAGCCGUCAAGGAAAACAAGCGGCAGCUUAAGCGUGAUGCACGCCGAGAGAGGAGGCAGGCGCACCUGGAAGCAGCGCGUGAGGCUGCCCAGGACAAGGCCCCCGACCUUCGGCGUGCGGGCAGCCGUGCAAGGACGGCUUCCUCCGCAAAUGUGCGGUCAUAA